Molecule: messenger RNA, 2632 nt
Organism: Pocillopora verrucosa
Lineage: Eukaryota; Metazoa; Cnidaria; Anthozoa; Scleractinia; Pocilloporidae
Product: sodium/potassium-transporting ATPase subunit beta-like
Biological process (GO): intracellular sodium ion homeostasis; potassium ion import across plasma membrane; intracellular potassium ion homeostasis
Cellular component (GO): sodium:potassium-exchanging ATPase complex
Molecular function (GO): ATPase activator activity
Source: RefSeq, a predicted model, not a curated record
CACGUGGUAGUUGCCGUUGUUUCGCGUGGUGAGGCUUGCAAGAUGGCGUACGCUAAGCAAGGGCAAGAAGGAAAGACAAGACUUGAACGUUUUCAACAAACUGCACGUGAUUUUGGCCACUUUCUUUACAAUAAAGAUGGUGAAAAUGGUGAAGUGCAGGUCAUGGGCAGAAAUGGCAAGAGCUGGGCGAAGAUCACAGUGUUCUUCUUGAUAUUUUACGGCUGCUUAGCGGGAUUUUUCGCCUCGAUGUUGGCGAUAUUCAUGACUACUGUCCCAGCUCGAGAGGAAGGGCCGAAAAUGACGAGAUAUUUAGCGGGAAAGCAAGGCCUUAUACCUAUUCCAUUCUAUGAAAUAAAAAAUUAUAAAGAUGUUGAUUCGUUUGUUGACCAAAUCAACAAAUUCUUGGAACCUUACAAGGAAGCUCUUGAAAGUGACGAGUAUCAGAACUGUACAGAUGCCAAACGUACCAAGGAUUCCAAGCCCUGUAAUGUGGACCUUUCUGCUCUUGGUCCUUGCUAUGACAAUAACACUGAUUUUAAAUAUGGCUAUGAUGAGGAAAAGCCCUGCAUCUUUAUGAAGAUGAAUCGGGUGUUCGAUUGGGUCCCUGAACCUAACGAUGGCUUGGAUUAUGUGCAGCUGGCCUGCAAGUUUGAGGAGAAGGGCCGUGAGGAUCAGCUGGAAAUCUACCCAACAGACAAGCCUGGCUUUGCUGCUAAUUUUUACCCUUAUCUCUCUGAAGAAAAUUGGCUUCCCCCAAUUGCUGCCAUCAAAGUCAACAGCACUCAAAAGGCAGUGCUUCUUUGUGAAGCCAACGCCAAAAAUAUUGAGAAAUCCGAAACAUACCGUCUUAACCGAGGUGCUACAGGAAGAGUUCGUAUUGAAAUUAAGCAAGGGUGAAGCACUAAAUUUAAAAACUUUAAAAAGCAAAAUCUGACUGCACUCAAGGAUGUAAUGAUGGAGUUUCUUUUUUUGCCACACUAAUGUGGCACAAUGAAGUGUUUUGUCUAUCAUUUUCAUUAAGUUUUGCUCUGUAGUUUUUGUUUUUGAUUGUCUUAAUUACCAUAUUCCUUAGACUAAUUCUCUUGAACUGAUUUUUCUAGUUUCUCCAAACUUUUGAACCAAAAUAUUUAAUUUGCAGUGAUUAGAAACAUCAAAUAGAUAGUGCACUGGACAGUUUGGUUUCUAUUUGCAACAAAAAACUCCUCAGCCUUCAUGCUCAAGGAGUUCUCUUCUGGAUUGCAUUUAGAUUUGAAUUUCAAAAUUUGAGAGUCGCACUAUUAGUAAUGGUUUUUUUUUUUAAUUAAAAAUUAAGCAUUGAUUAGGUAAAUUUAUGAUGGGAGAGAAUUCUUUGAUGGUCAGACUAAGCCAGACAGACAGAUUCCCUCUAUGUUUUGAGGCUGGCAGCAUUUACUGUGUUUUUCAAGGUUUUUUGUGAGCCUUGUAGUUUACUAACAAGCUUAAAGUUUAUACUAUUCUAUCAGAUCAGUGGCCUCUCAAUAGCAGUAAUUUCAUUGAAUUUAAGGUGUUAAAUUUUUUGCAUUUGUUUAGAUCACCAAUGUGUUUAAUCUAAGCAGAUACACAUUUGGUCAAUUUUUUACUGGAUGAGAAAUAUUUGAUAAAAAUUAUUCAUGUUUUAUCAACUUUUUGAUAUUUAAAGGAGUUCUGUCUUUAGCAGUUUACUACAUAAAUUUCUAAUACACCACGUGUGUAUCUGUAUUUGGUUAGUUGAUUAGGGUUUAUUUAGCUCAGUCUCUUCCUUAUUAUCAAAACCCCUCUAUGGACUUUUUCACAAUAAUGACUGUGAUUACUAUAAUCAUGUACGGUUGUCUGUAGAAGACAAUUUGAUAUUUAGAAGGUUCAGUUUCCUUCUAAUAGCUGUUUUGGCUAAAAAGCAUGCAUUUUGAUUGACCUUGGACAGUUUUAGGCAAUUGUCAAUUGUUAAGGACUUAACUUUUUCUGGUUAAGAUUUUAAAAUUCACCCUUGCUAUAGGCUUUUUUUUUUUUAUUAUUAUUCACACUCACUUAGUCAAUGUUGGUUAGCUUAUUUAUAAUUAACAUCACUAUAAAUUCUGUUAUCAACAUCUUUGGUAGUUCAUUGACUGUGUGCAUGGCUUUUUAAGACCAUAGCAAUCAAGUAUGCAGAGAGAUUGUUAAUCAGUUUCUUUUAUUAUACAUCCACUAGAGAAGUUGAGAUGAUUAGAUGUCAACUUCAGCACCUUUCCAGACUCGUCGUACCUCACCUUGUUUAAGACAGCCGCAGUGAAGGCAUCGUUGUGUGCUGGAGGGUAGCAUAGUAAUCUUACUGUUUCAAUCUGGUCUUCAAUGUGGGAAAUUUGUUUUUUGGCUGUAGAAGGAUUGGAUGUAGUUAUACAGACUAGGAUAAAUGGAGAUUCAAAUUGCAGCAGAUUUUUGCUUGUAUGGAUGCUUGCAUAGCCAAAGACAGUUUCUUUCCCCAAAAACUGAUUGAUGCAUCUUGGUAACUAGGUACAACUUAAACUUAGUUUGAUCAAUUUCUAAAUUCUAAACUCUUAGUGUGUUACUGAUGUAGUUUUUUGUCAUGUUCUUCAUAAUUUGUUUACUGUAGUCUUAAUUGCAUGUUAUCAAGGGUCUUAUUAAAGGUGUCUUAAAUUUA